AUGUCUUCUUCCAAAUCUAAGAAGCUUACCAAUCAAGAGGUAACUACGCAAUUUAACCUCAAGAAAAACGAAUUACAAACCAUUGCACAAAAAAUUGGUGAACUUGAAUCGGAAGUCGAGGAGCAUAAGGCCGUGAUAGAUACAAUAUCCCCUCUAAACGGCGAUCGGAAAUGCUUUCGACUUGUGGGUGGUGUGUUGGUUGAACGUACCGUAAAAGAUGUGUUGCCCGCUCUUCAAACAAAUCACGAUGGGAUUAAAAGAGCGAUAGAUCAAUUAGUUCAGUCAUAUAAAACUAAAGAAGAAGAAUUCGUUGCUUUUCAAAAGGAGCAUAAUAUCAUUACUACAUAA
Molecule: messenger RNA, 348 nt
Organism: Dentiscutata heterogama
Lineage: Eukaryota; Fungi; Glomeromycota; Glomeromycetes; Diversisporales; Gigasporaceae
Source: the annotation of a GenBank genome assembly